This is a messenger RNA of Cavenderia fasciculata, 1305 nucleotides long. RefSeq names its product S-adenosyl-L-homocysteine hydrolase (gene sahA). The transcript has a single exon. The record is from RefSeq and is a predicted model, not a curated record. The coding region runs from base 1 to 1305 and encodes 434 amino acids. Gene Ontology annotation, cellular component: cytosol. Lineage: Eukaryota; Evosea; Eumycetozoa; Acytosteliales; Cavenderiaceae. Gene Ontology annotation, biological process: L-methionine cycle. Gene Ontology annotation, molecular function: adenosylhomocysteinase activity.
AUGUCACAAGAAAAGAAGCUUCCAUACAAGGUUAAAGAUAUUUCCCUCGCUGAAUGGGGUCGUAAGGAAAUCGAAUUGGCCGAAAAUGAAAUGCCAGGUCUUAUGGCUCUCCGUAAAAAGUACGGCCCAGCCCAAAUCUUAAAGGGUGCCCGUGUUGCUGGUUGUCUCCACAUGACCAUCCAAACUGCCGUCUUGAUCGAAACUUUGACUGCUUUGGGUGCUGAAGUCCAAUGGUCUAGCUGCAACAUUUUCUCCACUCAAGAUCACGCUGCUGCCGCCAUCGCUGCCACUGGCGUCCCAGUCUAUGCCUGGAAGGGUUUGACUGAAGCCGAAUACAACUGGUGCAUUGAGCAAACCCUCAUCUUCCAAGACGGUAAGCCAUUGAACAUGAUUUUGGACGACGGAGGUGAUUUGACCAACCUCAUCCACGCUUCAUACCCACAACUCCUCGGUGGUAUCAAGGGUAUCUCUGAAGAAACCACCACUGGUGUCCACAACCUCCACCGUAUGCACAAGGAAGGACGUCUCAAGGUUCCAGCCAUCAACGUCAACGACUCUGUCACCAAGUCCAAGUUUGACAAUCUCUAUGGUUGUCGUGAAUCUCUCAUCGAUGGUAUCAAGCGUGCUACUGAUGUCAUGAUUGCAGGAAAAAUCUCCGUGGUAGCUGGUUAUGGAGACGUCGGAAAGGGAUGUGCUCAAUCACUCUCCAAGAUGGGUUCCCGUGUCCUCAUCACUGAAAUCGAUCCAAUCAACGCUCUCCAAGCUUGUAUGGACGGUUACCAAAUUGUCACCAUGGAAGAGGCUGCCUCACAAGCCAACAUCUUCGUUACCACCACUGGUUGUCGUGAUAUCAUCACUGCUCGUCACUUCGAAGAGAUGAAGGAAGACGCCAUCGUCUGCAACAUUGGUCAUUUCGAUAUCGAAAUCGACGUUGCUUGGUUGAAUGCCAACGCCACCAAGAUCAACAUCAAGCCACAAGUUGAUCGUUACACCAUGAAGAAUGGUCGUCACAUCCUCCUCCUCGCUGAAGGUCGUCUCGUCAACCUUGGUUGUGCUACUGGUCAUCCAUCUUUCGUCAUGUCCAACUCCUUCUCUAACCAAACCCUCGCCCAAAUUGCCCUCUGGACCGAAACCUCCAAGUACUCUGUUGGUGUCCAUCUCCUCCCAAAGAUCCUCGACGAAGAAGUUGCCCGUCUCCAUCUCGGUAUCCUCGGUGCCAAGCUUACCACCCUCACCUCUGCUCAAGCUGAAUACCUCGAUAUCGCCGUUGCUGGUCCAUUUAAGCCAGAAGGUUACAGAUACUAA